Dryobates pubescens (Downy woodpecker) is the source of this 975-nucleotide messenger RNA. Its product is annotated as zinc finger protein 239-like. Bases 1 to 975 code for a protein of 324 amino acids. Gene Ontology annotation, molecular function: DNA-binding transcription factor activity, RNA polymerase II-specific; RNA polymerase II cis-regulatory region sequence-specific DNA binding. Gene Ontology annotation, cellular component: nucleus. Gene Ontology annotation, biological process: regulation of transcription by RNA polymerase II; central nervous system development. NCBI's taxonomy places the organism in Eukaryota, Metazoa, Chordata, Aves, Piciformes, Picidae. The record is from RefSeq and is a predicted model, not a curated record. The transcript has a single exon.
AUGGGCGAUGAGAAAAACGAUGGCCAGGAUGAGGAAGAGGAGAAGGAGGAUGAGAAGGAGGAUGAGAGGGAGGGUGAAGCCAUGGUAGCCCCCUCUGUGCCAUUCAAACGGCUGAAUCGGUGUCCUGUGUGUGGGCAGAGCUUCUCGCCUGACGCAGAGCUGGUAACGCACCGCUGCCCCCACGCCGGCACCUGGCGCUACAUCUGUUGCGAGUGUGGCAAGAGCUUUCGCCAGAGCUGCCACCUCAACCAGCACCUCCUCAUCCACACCGGGGAGAAGCCCUUCACCUGCGACGACUGCGGCAAAACCUUCAGGUACAGCUCCGCCUUCACCAGCCACUGCCGCAUCCACACCGGUGAGAAACCAUACAGCUGCGACGACUGCGGCAUGAACUUCACCAACAGCAGCCACCUCAUCUCCCACCGUCGCACCCACACGGGUGAGAGGCCCUUCACCUGCCCGGACUGCGGCAAGAACUUCAAGCAGAGUUCGAAUCUCUGCCGGCACCGCCGCAUCCACACCGGGGAGAAGGUCACCUGCCCCGACUGCGGCAAAAGCUUCAGCCGCCGCUCCGCGCUCAGCGACCACCGCCGCAUCCACACCGGGAAGAAGCUGUUCCCCUGCGCUGAGUGCGGCAAGAGCUUCACCGUGAGCAACAGGCUCCUUCGGCAUCGCCUCAUCCACAGCGGCGAGAGACCAUACAGCUGCACCGACUGCAGCAAGAGGUUCAGCACCAGCUCCGCGCUGAUCGUGCACCGCCGCACCCACACCGGCGAGAGGCCCUUCUCCUGUGCCGACUGCGGCAAAACCUUCCGCCAGAAGGGCGGACUUCUUUACCACCGCCUCACACACACGGGUGAGAAACCUUUCUCCUGUGCUGAGUGCGGCGUGAGCUUCACCAAUCCUUCCCGCCUCUACCGGCACCGCCGCACCCACACCAGUGACCAGCCCACACCGCGGGGGAGGCACAAAUAG